ACUCUCUAUUUGAGUUAUUAAGUUCAGUGCAUAACCUACCGCGAUAGAAACAAGUAUUGUGGUGUGCAAUUGUUAGUGCAUCAGCAGCAAGCGAAAUGGCAAAUAUUGUAAUAUUGUUUUGCUGUCUAGCAAUUUCUUCUAUUACCGCCGCCCCUGCAAGCAACGAACAGUUAGAUAAGGCCACUGUGAAUGAUAUCGCUGUAAACACAGUCGAAGACAACGCCAACAUUGUUAACAAUAAACAAGUGGAAGCUGUUUCUGUACCUGCUAACUCCUCGGUGUCGACUGUGGAAAUAUCCGGAAUAACCACGGGAGCUGAAGCAACCCCAUCAGCAACACCUGCAGUAGAAAACACUCCAUUCAAACCUCAAAGAGCUGGAUCAAUGUUUGCCAGAUUUAUUGAUGACAUCUUCCAGAUACCCAUCAUGGUACUGCAAAACGUAGCAAGACUCAUCACGAGUCCUUUCACUCAAGCCAGGAAAAACCCAGAAGUUUUGGCGCCUGUUUCGUAAUACUGUUAUUUGUUAGUUGUUAUUUUUUAUGAUUGUGUGAUUUUUUUUUAUUGUAAAUAGGUAAUUAUUUGUACUAUAAAUAUAUAUUUUUAAAUUAUUUUUAUAUCUUCGUUUAUACGUAAAUUAUAUUAAUCUAAAGAACUAUAUAGUGCUCAAAUAGGUACAUUUGUAAAUGUUGAAUGUUAUAUGAACAAUUGUACUUGCCAUAAAUUUGGUAACUUCAAGUGGAUAUUUAAAUUAAUUGGGAAUUUCCUUUACGAAUGAAACUCUAAAUCGAUGCCCUUUUUGUGCCAUGUAAUAUUUGAUGGUCAUGAUUUCUAAUAAA
Messenger RNA from Anoplophora glabripennis (Asian longhorned beetle), 837 nucleotides. RefSeq lists its product as uncharacterized. NCBI's taxonomy places the organism in Eukaryota, Metazoa, Arthropoda, Insecta, Coleoptera, Cerambycidae. The transcript is spliced from 4 exons. The coding region runs from base 96 to 512 and encodes 138 amino acids. The record is from RefSeq and is a predicted model, not a curated record.